AUGGAGAAGCGCCUUUCCAAACCGUACUCGUCUUACUGUAGGAGGCAUAUAAGGAGGGUUAUUAAUAACAUAUCAGAAAUUGUUGAAGACAGAUCGAGAGACAGAUCAAAUAAUGAGAGAUCCUUAGGAGCUACUGCCAGUACGACAAGGCUUAACUGCAAUGCUUUUACCGAGGCUUUUGCCAACAAUAGUUCCCAAACCCCGAUACAAACUAAGGCCAGUAUUAUUGAGAAUGCAUCCAUUUUAGCAUCCACUUCUAACAGUGCCUGUAGUCCUUCCAUUCCAUCCUUAGUUACAGAAUAUUUUCCAAAAGUAGUUCCUUGUCAAGGUGAAACUCUAUCAAUUGAUGAUACAUAUCAGGACACCAAUAUUUUACCUCAAACUAAUAGUAAAAAAUUUCUAAAAUCUUUAACUUCAUGGGCUGUAAAAACACAUUUAAGUCAUAAUGCUUUUAAUGAAUUAUUGAAAAUAAUUCGGUUUCAUACUGAAUAUAAAGACAUUCCGCGUGAUUGUCGUACACUUCUCAAAGUCGACCCAACAUUGAAAAAAAGUAUUGUCCAAUUCUCAUCAGGGAAUUAUUAUCAUUUUGGUCUGAAAGAAGGCAUUUUAGAGACAUUGAAAAGGCAGAAUAUUAUUAAUUGUCCAGAAGUGUUGAAAAUAUCAAUAAACAUUGAUGGCAUCCCGUUGACUAAAAGUAGUUUGAGUCAAUUUUGGCCAAUUUUAGGAUUUCUGGAUUCUUUUAAAGAUAGUCAGCCUUUUCCCAUAGGGGUAUUCCAUGGCAAGUCCAAGCCUGAAAAUAUUCAAUGUUUUUUUCAAGCUUUUGUGAAUGAGUUUAAAACAGUUAAACAAAAUGGAAUACAUUUCAAUAACUCGCAGUUUUCAGUCCAAAUUUCAAAAAUAUUAUGUGAUGCUCCUGCUAAAUCAUUUGUUUUAAAUGUAAAAGGCCAUAAUUCUUAUAGUAGCUGCACGAAAUGCCAAGUUGAAGGGGAGUACAUAAACCACAGAAUGUCUUUUUUAAAUGCAGAAGCAAGUUUAAGAACACACACUGAAGUAGCUAACAUGAUUGAUGGGGACUAUAAUAAAGGUCCAACCCCACUUACUGAGCUAAAUAUUGAUUUGGUUAAUGACAUUCCCCUUGAUUAUAUGCAUUUGGUUUGCUUGGGUGUUACAAAACGAUUGCUUAGUUUUUGGGUAUCAGGACACCAAGGCGUACGUUUUUUUAAGGAGGAUUUGGACUUAUUAAAUGACAACUUAGAAUCUUUCAGAAAACAUUGUGUAGUGGAAUUUGCUAGACUGCCUAGGUCUCUAAAGGAAUUGGAUCGAUGGAAAGCAACAGAGUUUAGAAAUUUUUUGUUAUACUAUGGCCCCGCAGCAGUUAAAAAUGUGUUGAAGGAACCCCUAUGGAGUCACUUUCUCUCUUUUCAUGUAGCUAUCAGAAUAUUGGUAUCUCCUGAUCUGGUCAUCAAGCAAGAGUUUUUAAAUUAUGCUGAAGAGUUAAUAAAAUAUUUUGUUUCAAAAUUUGGAGACCUAUAUGGAAGAGAGUAUUUAAAUCAUAAUGUCCAUAAUUUAAUCCACUUAGUUAACGAUUAUGCAGUGACUAGUUUUAAAGAGGGUGGGAUAAGUGUGAUCCCGAAAUGCUGGAUGUUAAACGACCACAUCGCAUACUGGCCAAACAGUGCCAAAAACUUAAGGACACUCAUCAUUAGGGCCAAUGCGCCAAAUUUGGAAUGGCCUACUUACAAAAUUACCAAAAUAUAUGGACUUUAUGAUAUGUAUGAGGACGCCCUUGCCAUGGAGAAGCUUGCUGCUAAAGAAUCCUCUGAGUCAGAGUCUGAGGGCAGGGGCCCAGGGAAAAGGAAAUUCAAGAGGAAACAGCAGUACUCUCCUCCUCCAUCAUUUUCAAACACCACUUCCGAAAGUGAAAUAUCUAGUCCUGGCGAGUUCGAUCAUAACAAAAAUACGGAGUUCAAUACAAUUAUGGAAGAAGCAAUGUCCCACGAAAUGAUAAUGGAACCAGAAGUGAUAACUAUCAAUCCCCUUGAUAUUCAUAUUCAAGAUGAUAAUAUAUUGGAAUUGACAAACAUAAUAGAUGAUUCUGAUAAUCGUGGUGCAGUAACUUCGGGAGCUCGCUCAGGAGUGAUCGAAAUUAUUCCAGAUGGAGGGGCAGAGACUCAGCCAGAGUAUAAUCGUAAUGGUAAUGUUUUAGAGGUGAAGCCACCUAUAACAAAUGAACAAAUUUGGAAGAAACUGGAGGAUAUCGAUAAAACAUUGAAAUUUAUCCUGGUGAGGUUGAGCUCAUUGGAGGCUACAACUUCCUCCAACGUGGACAACACUAACAGCAAAGACCUCGAUUUUACAGGACUCCCCCCAUUACCUUUAAAAACUAUAGGGGAAAUAUUAGAUCUAGAAGAAUUACUAAAAUCUGGAGACUUAAAAAAAAAAAUGGUCAAUAGAAUGCUCCAAGUUUCUGGCAAAUCAGAAACUGAUUUUAUACGAAGAGCACUAGCUGCCACAUUCACUAACCAAGUUGCAUCUUCUUGUUCAUGGACGGGCCAGAAAAAUAAUUUCAGAAUUAAAGAUUGUGUUGUGAUGUUAGUGUUAAAAGGAGCAGUUCAGAAGACAUUCAAAAUUACUGAUAAGCAGUUUGAGGUGACGGCCAUGGAUUGGUUCCGUCACGCUAAUCAAAGAUUGAAACGCGAGGCUUAGUGAUUUGAAAAUACAUUUUUUUGAGUUUUUGAAAUAAGAUUUUUAUUUUUUAUUAUGGUUGGCUAUUUUAAAGUUUUUGAAAUUAUUAUUUUUUUUUAUUAUUGUUGGCUAUUUUGAAAGUUUUUGAAAUUAUGUUUUUAUUUUUUAUUAUUGUUGGCUAUUUUGAAGUUUUUGAAAUGUUUUU
This is a messenger RNA of Ceutorhynchus assimilis (cabbage seed weevil), 2890 nucleotides long. Lineage: Eukaryota; Metazoa; Arthropoda; Insecta; Coleoptera; Curculionidae. The record is from the annotation of a GenBank genome assembly.